UGGUCUGCAUGAAAUCUAUCAUUUGAUACUUAUUGAGGCCUGCACUGGUUUUAUUAGGUCAUGGCCAUGCCAGAAAGGAAAGGUCCAAGUUCAGUGCUGUGAACCUUUCUGGCUGCCUUCCAUGGAGGAGGCUGGAAUGACCUUUGUCCUGAGGUGACACUCUUCCUUGUUACUGAUUAACCAGCUUUGCAGGAAGGCUACUUCACCAACAACCUGAUCUGCCUGGAGAGCAAUAUCUGGCUGGGCUUAGGUGGGCUGUAAAAAUGUCCACUCGCUACCACCAAGCUGCUAGUGAUAGCUACUUAGAACUUUUGAAAGAGGCUACCAAGAGAGAUCUGAAUCUUUCUGAUGAAGAUGGCAUGACUCCCACACUCCUGGCAGCUUACCAUGGGAAUUUGGAAGCCCUAGAAAUAAUCUGCAGCAGAGGAGGGGACCCUAAUAGAUGUGACAUCUGGGGAAAUACUCCCUUGCAUUAUGCAGCCUCCAAUGGUCAUACCCACUGUGUUUCAUUCCUGGUCAACUUUGGUGCCAACAUCUUUGCCCUGGACAACAACUUACAGUCUCCACUGGAUGCUGCUGCUAGCAGAGAGCAGAAUGAAUGUGUUGCUCUCCUGGAUAAGGCUGCCACUGCCCAGAACAUCAUGAGCCCCAAGAAAGUUACCAGGCUGAAGGAGCAGGCUCAGAAGAAUGCCAGGAGGCAGAUCAAAGAGUGCGAGAGGCUCCAAGAGAAGCACCAACAUAAGAUGGCUCGCACCUAUAGCAAGGAGGAAUCUGGGACUCUUUCUUCUUCCAAGGCUACUUUCUCCAGGUCAUCCCUUUCAAAUGCUUCUGCUUCUGGUACAUUUGGGUCAGCAACUAAGGGCAUUAAAGACACCUUCAAGAUAAAGUUCAAGAAGAACAAAGAUACAGAAGAGCUGGUAGGGAAGGAGAGCAGAAGUGGGCAGAGGAAUGUGAUGGAAGUGUUCAGAGAAGAGGAGGAAGACACAUUCUCCCAGGACUUCAAAGAGAAGCUCCAUUUCUCAGCAAAGGAGGACGGAGGUGUGCAGCACGAGUCCAUUCUUAACCGUCCGGGUCUAGGCAAUAUUGUUUUUAGAAGGAACAGAAUAUUAAGUCCCGAAGACCUCUCAGACAGCAAGAGGGUGUUGGGAUUUCAGAUGCACAGUGAAUUGCUUCAGAGACAAGGAGCAGCAGAGGCUGAGGAAGCUGAGGCUAACAAAGAGGGAGUGGAAAACAGCCAUGAAGAUGAUUUGCCUUGGGAUGAGGAUGAAGUGGAGUGGGAGGAAGAUGUGGUUGACGCUACUCCUCUGGAAGUAUUUUUGCAGUCCCACCACCUGGAAGAAUUCCUUCCCAUUUUCAUGAGAGAGCAGAUUGAUCUAGAAGCUCUGUUACUUUGCUCUGAUGAGGAUCUUCAGAGUAUACAAAUGCAGCUUGGUCCCAGGAAGAAAGUUCUUAAUGCUAUAAAUGGAAGGAAGCAGGUGCUACAACAGCCUGGGCAACUGAUUGACACCAGCCUCUGAUGGAUUAUUGGGUCCACAGGGUGAACCUGCAGCAAUGGGGCAAUGCUGUGGCCCACUGGAAACCCUCCAGUCAACACCCUCUCUAUGCCCAAUGCCAGGCCACUGGGAAUUGUUCCUAGGGUUUUGGAAAUGCGCUCCUAAGAAAGAGGCCCAGACUGUAGUCUGAGAAAUAUUCUGUACCUGUCCAAAAAACCACCAGUGACCAACUCAAAGAGAUCUGGGAAUACAAAAAUGCAAUUUUCUCUCUAACUAUCUUUUUGAUAUUUUUGAAUAUAGAAAGGGUUAAAUGAAUGGCAGACAAGGGAAAAUCUCUUUAAUUUUCCAACUCUGAACUUAAAAAUUAUAAUCUCUUGUCACACAAGCAUGCUGCUUACUUUCUCAUCCUUAGAGCCUGGGGAUUCCAACUCCAGUUCUGUCCUGAGCUCUAUGACUUUGUCUGUUGGAAGAGAUUUGAGUUCUUCCGUUGGCCUGAGGCUUCAUGUCCAACUUAAAUGUGUUUAACCCCUCAACAGAUGUUUACAUGUUUAUAAGUAAUGGAAAUGGGUUUAUAAUAUUCCUGCCUGGGAACAGAGGCAGAGCAGCAUGUAGGGAGAGUGAAGAAAGAAAUAGAAUACCAGGUACCUGAUGUAAUAUGAAUCGUAUCUCCCUAAAAUUUGUAUGUUGAAGCUUUAUGCCUCAACAUAACUGUAUUUGGAGAUCAGACCAUUAGGGAUGUGAUUAAAGUUAAAUGAUGUCAUAAGGGACACAGAUGGAUGGUGUCCUUAUAAGAAGAAGAGACACUCAGGGUUGCACACACACACAGAAGAGGCCACAUGGGGACACAGCAAGAAAACAGUCAUCUGCAAGCCAAAGACAGAUGCUUCAGAAAAACCAAACCUUCCAAUACUUUGAUCUUGCACUUCCAGUCUUCAGAGCUGUAAGAAAAUAAAUUUCUGUUGUUUAAACCAC
Molecule: messenger RNA, 2465 nt
Organism: Herpailurus yagouaroundi (jaguarundi)
Lineage: Eukaryota; Metazoa; Chordata; Mammalia; Carnivora; Felidae
Gene: ANKS4B
Product: ankyrin repeat and sterile alpha motif domain containing 4B
Exons: 3
Coding region: 264-1517 (417 amino acids)
Biological process (GO): brush border assembly
Molecular function (GO): protein binding
Source: RefSeq, a predicted model, not a curated record